UGAACACCCACGCAUCGUAGCGAAUUUCAAGUGUAUUCCCUUUUGGACCAACGCUGUCACCAGGGUUGAUUACAUAGAAUAGUUCUUGACUCACAACUUGCCUGUACUGGUAGAGAUGAAUUUGAGGAAACGCGCCAAGAUAAAAACAUGUGACUGCGAUUUGUGGGGGACGGAGAAGGAGGAAGGAGCGAUGAGAAGGGUCCAAAAGGGAAGGCCUGGCGAGAGGAAUUUCGCGUCUAUCCUGGACUGCGUUCGAGAUGCCACGUCUGUUCUCCCAUUUAUGACCCAGGCAUCUCUCAUGGUCCUUUUUCCAUCGCUCUUGAAAACAAGGUGACAAUGGCAUCAUCAUAAAAACACACACUCGAUUUCCUUCAUCUGCCCGUCAUGUCGCAAGAUCCAGACACGCCGGCUUCGGGUUCCCCCUUGUCUGAUAUUGAUUCAGAUGAGUUCCCUGAAGACGUCAAAUUCAAUCACCACCGUUCGCGAUCACACUCCCGCGACUCGACCAUCUCGGCGUCAGACGAUGGAACCACCUCUCCAUUGAGUCCUACUGCUCGUCACGUCGGAGUUCCUCCAGCCAAGCGACGAAAGACAGGCAACUCGAGCUAUGAUCACGCCACACCCCAGUCAGCCUCAACCAUCAUCCCUCCCCGCUCGCCAACAGGAUCAAUCUCAAGCGAUACUGAUGGCUCAGUACCUACAUCGCCGUCGUUUGCCAACCUUGGGCCUACCCAUCCUCUAUCGACUGCCUAUGCUGCUGCACAAGCGAACCCGGACAACCCAGAACUAGGAGACUAUGUCCAGGUGACCAAAUGUCUGUGGGAAAAGUGUUCCGACCGAGAACAGGGCAAUAUGGAUAACCUAGUCUCCCACAUCAACGAUGUUCAUAUCAUCCCUCGUCAGAAGAAGUACUACUGCGACUGGGAAGGCUGCAUCCGAAAAGGCCAACCCCACACUAGUGCCUACGCGCUCAAAGCACACAUGCGAAGCCACACCAAAGAAAAACCAUUCAUGUGUCAACUCCCAGAAUGCGAUCGCAGUUUUACAAGAUCCGACGCAUUGGCCAAACACAUGCGGACUGUCCACGAGACGGAAGCUUUGCGACCUAGUGAUCCUGUCCCCCGAGGUCACACCGGUGGCAUCUCUAACGGAGGUGCAGGUGCAGCUCCAAUGAGGAGGCUAAAGCUCACCAUGGGAGGUAAAAGCAACGGAGAGAAAAAGUCGAGUUUGUUAGGGGACCUACCGCCCCUACUCACUCGAUAUACAGCAUCAUUGCUAGGGAUUCACCCCGAGGAUGUUGAAAUGGCAGAUGUUGAUGGAUCGGAAGAGUUGGCAGAUGCCGUCGAUAUCGACAGCGUGCCGUUCUCCUUGCCAAUCGCUGAAGACUUCUACCCGCCUGAGAUCUGGGCUGACAUGGAAGAAUACGAACGCACACUUCCCCCUUCUCAAUAUUUCCGGCUCCUGCGCCGACAAAUUCACUGGGCCGAACGAGAAGGUCGGGAGCUGCAACAUCAGCUGGAGCUGAAGCGAAUGGAGGUUGAGGAUUCCAAGGGUCUGAUCUCGAGAAAGGGAGCUGGAGAUGAGAAGGGAGCGGAUGAGAACCGGAAACUGGCAGCCCAGGCCAACGAAGAGUUGCUCGACGCGCUAUUGCGGACUGAAGCCGCGCACGUGGCGGAAAUGUUCACAGGAGAACCAAAUUCGUUUGAUGGCCAGACCCCAUCACAGAUCAUCAAAUCAUUGGAACAACUUACCGCGAAGGAGACAGCAGAGGCCAGCUGAUUUGGAGUAUGAUUUCGGCUCGACAGUAUACCUGAAAGUAAUCUGCACGUCGGGCUAGCCAAUGCCAUGAAAUAUUGAUUAUUGCCUGGCAAUCAGUUUUCAUAUUGACUCGCUCGGCAACCUGCUUACAGGGCUGUGACUAUAUGGACUUCAAACGCGAAAAGGAAGACGUGGAUGUAAGGGAGGUUGUUGAGGUGGCAGUGACUCGUCUGAAAAUGGCCUAACCGGUCAAGAGUCCACGGGGAUCACGUCCUUGAAAAUGUCCGCAGGCUGGCUGCGUCUUGCUAUACGAUGAUAUUUCGUGGGGCACGAGGGGAGGCACGGUGACGCACAACUUGGGCCUGAGUGGAGCAACGAGGAUAUGGAUGGUCCUCAAAAGGAAGGGCAGAACGGUCGUUGAUAGGGAGAGAGCUUCUCAGAGCAAUAAACCACGCAACUGGAACCUGCAGUAGUG
Molecule: messenger RNA, 2233 nt
Organism: Exophiala mesophila
Lineage: Eukaryota; Fungi; Ascomycota; Eurotiomycetes; Chaetothyriales; Herpotrichiellaceae
Exons: 1
Coding region: 385-1779 (464 amino acids)
Biological process (GO): regulation of transcription by RNA polymerase II
Cellular component (GO): nucleus
Molecular function (GO): DNA-binding transcription factor activity, RNA polymerase II-specific; RNA polymerase II cis-regulatory region sequence-specific DNA binding
Source: RefSeq, a predicted model, not a curated record